Molecule: messenger RNA, 1606 nt
Organism: Phalaenopsis equestris
Lineage: Eukaryota; Viridiplantae; Streptophyta; Magnoliopsida; Asparagales; Orchidaceae
Product: kelch repeat-containing protein At3g27220-like
Molecular function (GO): protein binding
Source: RefSeq, a predicted model, not a curated record
GUCCUGGUCGGGAACCGGUAUUGCGGCGGUCCUGGAAAUGGCCUCUGGCUUCGUCCGCCAUUUCCGGAAUGAGGCUGAAUUUCCAGCAUCUCUUCGCUCGCCAUAUAGGCGGAUGGGCCAUUUCUCCAUGACCAAACUCCUCUUAAACCAGCGGCGUCUCUCGUCCACCGUAUUUUUUUCAUUGUCUUUACACAUCCAAUACAUAAGUUUCUCUUCCCCAGCUCACCAUUUCCCUACCGUCGUAUUCGCUCUCUCCCUCUUUCUCUCCCUGCCUCUAUUUUACCAUCGUCCCCCCUUCCGGUCUUUCGCUCUUGUGUCGGGCUGAAAUGGAGAAGUUAGGGGGGAAGCAUGCGCCGAGGGGGCAUGCAAUUGCCUUGUUCUGCAUUGCGCUGCUCGGCAUCGGCUUUGUUGGUGACAACCUGUGGAGGUUUUCGUCUCGGAUCUCAUCUUUCGAUCCUUUCUCCCAGCUGCCUACGACGAUGCAGCGCGCCGUUGGUCUCGGCUUGACCGACAACAACAAGCUAAAUACAAAAAUCAAGGCUGACCAUAUGACACCUACAAAAUACUUUAAUGCAACAUUUGCCGAUUUAGAAGCACCACAUUUAGAAUGGGAGGAGAUGCCAUCAGCACCUGUACCUCGUCUAGAUGGGGCUGCUAUACAAAUUAAAAAUCUUUUCUAUGUUUUUGCUGGAUAUGGUACUAUAGACUAUGUGCAUUCUCACGUGGACAUUUAUAAUUUCUCAGAUAAUACAUGGUGUGAUAGGUUUAAUAUGCCCGAAGAAAUGGCUAACUCUCACUUAGGAAUGGCUACAGAUGGCCGAUAUGUUUAUGCUGUGACUGGCCAAUAUGGUCCACAAUGUAGAGGCCCUACAGCUCGCUGCUUUGUGCUAGACACACAGACAAAAAAGUGGCAUGACUUGCCCUCCUUACCUGCCCCUAGGUAUGCUCCAGCCACUCAACUUUGGAGGGGAAGGCUCCAUGUCAUGGGUGGUAGUAAGGAGAACCGCCAUACUCCUGGCUUGGAUCAUUGGAGUCUGGCAGUAAAAGAUGGAAGGCCAUUAGAGAAAGAGUGGCGGACUGAGAUACCAAUACCACGUGGUGGUCCACAUAGGUCCUGUGUUGUUGCUAAGGAUCAACUGUUUGUUAUUGGUGGGCAAGAGGGUGAUUUUAUGGCCAAGCCUGGAUCUCCCAUUUUUAAGUGUUCCAGACGUCAUGAGGUGGUAUAUGGUGAUGUUUACAUGCUGGAUGAUGGGAAGAAAUGGAAGGAACUACCUCCAAUGCUUAAGCCUAAUUCUCAUAUAGAAUUUUCAUGGGUGGUUGUCAACGACUCUAUAAUUGUUGUUGGUGGUACAACCGAGAAACAUCCUGUGACAAAAAGGAUGAUAUUGGUUGGUGAAGUAUUCCGGUUUCACUUGAAUACCAUGAAAUGGAGUGUGGUCGGGAGGAUGCCCUACAGAAUGAAGACAACACUGGCGGGUUUCUGGAAUGGUUGGCUAUAUUUCACAUCCGGACAGAGAGACCGAGGACCACAUGAUCCUUCUCCCAGAAAGGUUGUUGGAAGCAUGUGGAGGACUAAGCUCAGAUUCUAAGCAAUUAAUAGUUCAUU